Messenger RNA from Pseudovirgaria hyperparasitica, 1651 nucleotides. RefSeq lists its product as uncharacterized. The coding region runs from base 228 to 1337 and encodes 369 amino acids. The record is from RefSeq and is a predicted model, not a curated record. Lineage: Eukaryota; Fungi; Ascomycota; Dothideomycetes; Acrospermales; Acrospermaceae. The transcript has a single exon.
AUGGAUCAUGUUGUGUUAGAAGUACCGUGAGGUGCCCACCUGUUUGAUUUGUGUAAGAACGAGUCCGCCCGGCAUGAUACUCAGGUAGUCAUCAUAUACAUCACCCUCCCUUAGCUUCUGCCUUCUCCACGUAGCUCAUAUAUUGGUCAAUCGUCCCUUUCUACGCACGGCUCACCACUCACCUAUACGAAAUCAUCAUUGAGAAGUCAUUGACACAGUUGGCAACUAUGCCGACGCACUCGCGCCGUGUAUCACGGAGCUCUAACAGCCAGGUUGGCUCAUCGCAAUACCGACACACGAGUAGAGUUGCGAAGCCUCGCAGUGACCACAAUUCUCCCCAGGCAUCUAGUCGGAGAAGAACCACUACACCAUCUUCGAAACGAUAUACUACACUAGACGACCACUUUAACAUGAUGUUCGGCUAUACAAACGACGAGGAAGUUAUUCACGAUCUACAACCUGGGCACUCACAUCGGCCCGUGAGUUGGCAUCCAGGCUCAUCACGCAACGUUCUCCAAUCCCAUAUGUCUCCGACGGACGGGUGGACACCUCAAAGAAGGCCUCGCGAACAUUCUGAAAGCUCUCAUCCGCAGUCCCCAUUCGCAACUUUCAUACCGCAUCAGUCCAAUUUUCACUCAAAUAGUAACACAACAGCCGCUGUUUCAUACGCAAACUCGCCAUCUUGGUGCGACGUCCCGAGCGAGGUCGACUCUUCACACAGGCUAUCUAGUCAUUCAACAUCCAAUGGUCAACCUGAUUCGUGGUCGGUACCAGACUGGGUACGGAUGACACAGGUGCAAUCAACAACUGUUUCACCAGAUAUACUUCCAAUCCAGGCUCCAAUGGAGGAGAUCGAGACGGAUGACGAGGAGGACGAGGAGAAGGACGAGGCGGAUGGGAGAGAGUUGGUGGGCAUGGGACUCUAUGAUCCUCCUGAGGGCUACCACUCGUGGUUCGCAUCCGGUACUGAACCCACUGGAAAGGGACUAAAGCUGGAGGAGACGUGGGAGCCACCAUCAGAGGACGAGAACAGCGAAGCAGGAGAGGAUGAGACAGACGAAUCCGAGGACAGGAUGGACGCUGGAGAGAAUGAUGCAAGCUCGGAGUGCGCCAGUGUCAAAGAAUCUCUUCCUCCGGCUCCCAUACACAACAUCAUAUCACCACCAGUCAAAGAUCUUACGCAUGCUUACUCCGGACACAAAAUUCACGAUAAUAUGUCUGGGCACAGUUUCUUCUUCUCCGAACACGACGACGACAAUGUCAAAAAUGAGUGGUGGUACCAGCAUCUGCGUUCCACCACAGCGCCUACUACGAGCCUUGGCUAUGGUUGGCUAUAGUUGGCUAUAAAUCCAUUAACGACGACGAACCGUCACGUUUCACUUCCCAUGAUACCCCUUUAUGACGCCGGCGUCAUACGACUAAACGAACAUAAUUUUGUCGGCUUAUACGACUUGGAAUGAGAACAAGAGGUUUUCAAUCCACACGAUGACUCGCUGCCCGAUGCAUAUCGGCUAUGAGUACACGGAGGCAGGAACUUAUAUCCACAUGUAGAUUAGAAAUGCGAUCACUCGCAAAGUGUUAUAAAACGAGCGCAAUAUCAUUACGUAGCUCUUUCAGAACUCAUAUUGACUGACACGUGGUUAUUGUAUGU